AUGGCUGACUCUGGGAAGAUUACCAUCUCGAUCGACCGCGGGGGCACCUUCACUGAUGUUCACGCCAUUGUUCCUGGUCGUUCUGACAUUAUCUUGAAACUCCUCUCAGUUGACCCCGCUCACUAUCAAGAUGCUCCCACAGAGGGUAUCCGCCAAAUUCUGGAGCUCGCUACUGGUGAGUCACAUCCUCGUGGCCAGCCACUAAAGCUCGACCGGAUUGGGUGUCUUCGCAUGGGCACAACAGUAGCCACCAAUGCAUUGCUAGAGCGCAAAGGUGCGCGAUCAGUGCUCUUCACUACCAAGGGAUUUCGUGAUCUACUCAAAAUUGGUGAUCAGUCUCGUCCGGCGAUCUUUGACUUGACUAUGGCACGCCCGGGCGUGCUUCCCGAGGAGGUCGUUGAAGUUAAUGAGCGGGUGGUCCCUUGCCAUCCUGCCGCAGAUAUUGACUGCUUCUCAGAGGCUCGUGUGGUCGAGGGCAUCACUGGCGAGAAAUUCCGCGUGGUGCAGGAAAUGGAUCUUGACCAUGUGCGGUCAGAAUUACAACGUCUUAAGGCGGCCGGCUACCAAUCUCUCUCCGUGGCCCUAGUUCACUCGUUCGCCUACCCUGAACAUGAACGUCAAAUUGGCGAGAUCGCACAGCAAAUGGGAUUCUCUGUCACGCUAUCUUCAAAACUGCAGCCUAUGAUCAAGAUUGUACCUCGCGGCAUGUCAGCUGCAGCCGACGCCUAUCUCACGCCUGUCAUCAAGACUUACAUCGAUUCAAUAUCCUCCAGUUUUGAGGGUGGCCUCGAGAAACAAGAGCAAUGUCGCUUUGAAUUUAUGCAAUCAGAUGGUGGAUUAGUCGAUUUCCGCAAAUUUAGUGGUCUGAAGGCCAUUCUAUCCGGCCCCGCUGCUGGAGUCGUUGGUUUCGCUGCCACGAGCUGGGAUUCUGUUGAGAAAACUCCAGUUAUUGGUUUUGAUAUGGGCGGCACUUCCACCGAUGUUUCUCGUUUUGAUGGACACCUAGAGCAUGUCUUUGGCUCCAAGGUUGCUGGAAUUCUGAUUCAAUCACCCCAGCUCGAUAUCAAUACCGUCGCUGCAGGUGGUGGGUCGAUUCUCUCCUGGCGCAAUGGCCUCUUUUAUGUCGGUCCCGAAUCCGCCAGUGCUCAUCCUGGACCAGCUUGCUACCGCAAAGGAGGCCCAUUGACAGUGACGGAUGCCAAUCUGUUCUUGGGCCGGCUCCUCCCGACACAAAAGUUCCACGAUCUGACGCAAAAGAUCAAUGUCGAACGUCGCCAGCGUUUCCAGUCAGAGUACACACCAGAGGAUGUCGCGCUCGGUUUCCUCAAGGUCGCUGACGAGUCAAUGGCCCGACCGAUCCGCAACCUCACUGAAGCCCGUGGCUUUGAAACUGCCUCUCACCAUUUGGCCUGCUUUGGUGGAGCGGGAGGUCAGCACGCCUGCUCGGUGGCUGAUUCUUUGGGUAUUUCUCGCAUAAUCGUUCAUAAAUAUUCUUCGAUCCUGUCGGCAUAUGGCUUGGCUUUGGCCGAGGUAGUAAAAGAAUCCCAGGAGCCGGUCUCAACUGACUACCUCUCCUCGCAUACUACUCUCCUCCAGCGCUUUGACGGCAUGGCAUCGGAAGCAACAAAGGAUAUGCUAUCGCAAGGCUUCCCCUCUAACCAGGUCCGCCACGAACAAUAUUUGAACAUGCGCUAUGAAGGCUCCGACACUAGCUUGAUGAUUUUGCGCCCCGAAGAAUCAACCGACUUCAUGAGCGAAUUUCGGGAACGCCACCGCCGAGAAUUCAAUUUCAACUCUGAGAGACCGGUUCUCGUCGAUGAUAUCCGUGUGCGAACGAUUGCUUCGACCCAAGUCCGCACAGAGCGCAGCCCUCUACUGCAGAUGAAGGAGACCGACAUCCAUGACGUGAAAACUGCUCCUGCUAAUACGACUACUGCUUACUUUGAUGGCUACUCCGAGCGUAUCAAAACGCCGGUGUAUCUUUUGGAUCAACUCGAGAAGGGCUCCCGCAUUUCUGGUCCUGCAGUCAUCAUCGACAAGACCCAGACCAUUGUUGUCGCCCCCAACGCAGUUGCGCAACUCCUCGAAACCUGCAUUGUCAUUGACUUGCAGGACAAGGUGAAAGCUUCAACCCCGGAAACCCAGGUGACAUCGGAGGUCGACCCCAUCCGCCUCAGCAUCUUUGGCCAUAGAUUCAUGUCCAUUGCGGAGCAGAUGGGUCGGACUUUGCAAAAGACGUCCGUUUCCACAAAUAUCAAAGAGCGCCUGGACUUUUCAUGUGCUCUCUUCUCGCCCGAUGGUGGACUAGUUGCCAAUGCCCCUCAUGUCCCGGUUCAUCUGGGAUCCAUGCAGUUCGCAGUUCGCUACCAGCAUGAGAAAUGGCUGGGAAACCUGAAAGAUGGUGAUGUGCUUGUGGCCAACCAUCCUACAUGUGGUGGAACUCACUUGCCUGAUAUCACUGUUAUCACCCCCGUCUUUGACAGACCUGGUGGAACUGAAAUUAUGUUCUACGUUGCUUCCCGUGGUCACCAUGCCGACAUUGGCGGAAUCCUCCCGGGCUCUAUGCCUCCCAAAUCCACUGAGCUUUGGCAGGAGGGAGCUGCCAUUGAAGGCGACAAAAUUGUCAGCAACGGUGUCCUGGACGAGGCACGUCUUAUUGAAUUGUUGGUUACCAAGCCUGCACAAUACCCCGGAUGUUCAGGCGCGCGUUGUAUUAGCGACAAUCUGUCCGAUCUGAAGGCCCAGAUCGCCGCCAACACCCGCGGCAUCAAUCUUAUCCAAACAUUGUUUGCUGAAUACGGAGUGGAAACUGUCCAAAAGUACAUGUAUGCCAUCCAGGCAACCGCCGAGACAGCCGUGCGCAAUCUCCUCAAGGGUCUUUACCAUAAGUUUGGCGGACAGCCCUUGGAAGCGGUGGAUUAUAUGGAUGAUGGCACGCCCAUUCGCCUGAAGGUUACCAUCGAUGGGACCAAUGGCUCAGCCAUCUUCGACUUCGAUGGCACUGGCCCUGAAGUGUAUGGUAGCUGGAAUGCUCCGAUUGCCAUCACCCACUCGGCAAUCAUUUACUGCUUGCGUUGUAUGAUCAACGCAGAUGUCCCACUGAACCAAGGAUGUCUGGCCCCUAUCAACAUCCAAGUUCCCUCACCAAGUAUUCUAUCGCCCACCAGGACCGCCGCCGUGGUCGGUGGCAAUGUGGUGACCUCGCAACGCAUCACAGACGUGGUCUUCAAGGCCUUCCAAGCCUGCGCUGCUUCCCAGGGUUGCUGCAACAAUCUUACUUUUGGGACAGACGCCAAGAUCGACCCUUCUAGCGGCGAAGUGAUCAAACCAGGAUUCGGAUACUACGAGACCAUCGCAGGUGGAAGCGGUGCAGGGCCAACCUGGAAGGGCGAAUCAGGCAUCCACAUUCUCGAGAAGCGCUAUCCAACCUUACUCCGCCAGUUCACUCUGCGCGAGGGAUCCGGAGGCAAAGGCAAGAACCCCGGUGGCGAGGGUGUGAUUCGUGAAAUCGAGUUCCUUUCACCAAUUCAGUGCUCGAUUCUUUCUGAAAGACGUGUGCACCGUCCUUAUGGGCUCGAGGGUGGUGGCGAUGCGCAGACCGGUCUGAACCAGUGGAUAACGAAAGACGAAGAGACAGGCGAGGAACGGCGAAUUAACAUCGGCGGUAAGAAUACCGUUGCUAUGAAGACACAUGAUAGGAUUGUCAUUAUGACUGCCGGUGGUGGUGGAUGGGGAGCCGUUGAGGCUGCUGCAUAA
Molecule: messenger RNA, 3756 nt
Organism: Penicillium cosmopolitanum
Lineage: Eukaryota; Fungi; Ascomycota; Eurotiomycetes; Eurotiales; Aspergillaceae
Product: 5-oxoprolinase
Exons: 4
Coding region: 1-3756 (1251 amino acids)
Biological process (GO): glutathione metabolic process
Cellular component (GO): cytosol
Molecular function (GO): 5-oxoprolinase (ATP-hydrolyzing) activity
Source: RefSeq, a predicted model, not a curated record